Messenger RNA from Labrus bergylta (ballan wrasse), 5992 nucleotides. NCBI's taxonomy places the organism in Eukaryota, Metazoa, Chordata, Actinopteri, Labriformes, Labridae. The record is from RefSeq and is a predicted model, not a curated record.
AAGCCACCGGUGGUAGAGCAGGCGGAAAGGAGGGAAAGAGAGAGACGGCGGAGAAAGACAGGGAAGAGGGAAGAGAGAGAGAGAGAGGGACAGACACAAGAAGGGGAAGGCAGUCCCCCCCCCCCGAAAACACAGCGUUUCACCCCAGCUGACCGUCUGCGAAAACGUUACGAAAAACGUCACUUUUGAGGUGAAAGCAGCAGAAUAACUGAAGAGGAUUUUUAUUUUUUACUGGCCUUUCUUUUCACGGAAGCGUAUUUCACAACCGAAGGGAGCAACGUAAACACAGCCGCAGUGAUCCCAUCAUCACAGGUAGUGUGGAUUUUCUGGCUGACUUUAUCUGAAGGGAUGCUUUAUUGAUUCGUCCUUUCAAACAAAAGCCCAGUGAUUACGGGGAGGGUGUUGGAAAGGCUUUGAUCACAGCUAUGUCAACACUUCACCAGGAUAUUUCAAGCCAAGAAGGACUACAGUAGAGGACUGACUGGAGUAAUUUCUUUUAGCCUUACAGGAUUUCAGAUUUUUUUUUUGCUAAUCUGAGUUUAGUGUGAGUUUUUAAGCAUGAGUUUUUGACAUCUUCAUUGAAACCUCUCACUCUACUGUACCCCACUCAAAUUGUCUCAAAAUGUACGGAAGCUCCCGCUCCGUCUCAAAGCUGGAUGUUGUUGGAUCCAAUGGAAACGGGUCAAUGUCAGGGAGUCCUGGACGUUCCCCCCGCCUCCCUCGCUCCCCACGCCUCGGACACCGUCGGAACAGCAGCAGCAGCUCCACUGGCGGACUCACUGGCUCCGGUAAAACCCUUUCCAUGGAGAACAUUCAGUCUCUUAAUGCUGCCUAUGCUACAGGCGGUCCGAUGUACUUCGCUGACACAAUGGAUGACCCGGUUGGCAUUGGGAGCCUGGGCAGCGGGUUGAAUCCCUCGCUACCCAAAAACACCAUGACCCUGGGCAGGGCUGGGGCCAGGGUUCCUUAUGGGGUCAGGGCAGCUAUUAUGGGAAGCAGUCCAAAUAUUAACACUGGAGGAAUGGGUGGAGCGCUCAUGCCCAGCGAUGCAAUAGCAUUUGGGGGGGACCUGCAUAACCAGCCUCCACAGUCAGCCACUGUGCCCCACUCCAUGAGACAGGUGAGAGAAGGUGCAAUGACAGACCUUCAGUCACAGUUACGAGAAGUGCUCCGAGAGAAUGAACUUCUACGCAGAGAGCUGGAUACCAAAGAGUCCAAGUUGAGCUCCUCCAUGAACUCCAUUAAGACCUUCUGGAGUCCGGAGCUGAAGAAAGAGCGGGCACUGAGGAAGGACGAAGCCACAAAGAUGGCCGUGUGGAAGGAGCAGUACAGAGUGGUGCAGGAGGAGACACAGCAUCUUCAGUGCACCAUCCAGGCUUUACAAGAUGAGCUCCGCAUCCAGCGGGAUCUCAACCAGCUCUUCCAGUCAGAUUACUCGGAGUCUGGUCUCUUCGGAAGCCAGCCAAUCGCUCCUCAGGACAUGACGGAGGACAACUUCCUGCGUCUGCAUGGCGAAUACGAGCGACAGGUCAAGGAGCUCUUCCUCCUGAGGAAGACUUUGGAGGAAAUGGAGCUGAGGAUAGAUACACAGAAACACACGCUUAAUGCCAGAGAUGAAUCUAUAAAGAAGUUGCUGGAAAUGUUGCAGAGCAAAGGUCUGUCCUCACGGGCGACCGAGGAAGACCACGAACGAACGAGGCGGCUUGCGGACGCCGAAAUGACGAUCCACCAACUGGAGGGCUUGUUGGAGCAAAAAGACAAGGAGAUGCUACAACUCAGAGAGGAGCUGCACAGGAGAUACGAAGCAGCUCCAGAAUCAACAAAGACCAAGGCUCUGCAGACAGUCAUUGAAAUGAAGGACGCGAAGAUCAGCUCGAUGGAGCGCGGCCUGAGAGAGCUGGAGGAUGAGGUGAACAUGCUCAAGUCCAACGGAGCUCUGAGCAGCGAGGAGAGGGAGGAGGAGAUCAAACAGAUGGAGGUGUACAGAUCCCACUCCAAGUUCAUGAAGAACAAGGUUGAGCAGCUGAAGGAAGAGCUAACUCAAAGCCAAUCAGAGAAGGAGGAGCUAAAGCAGCGAGCCAAUGAGCUUCAGGAGGAGGUGUCCGCAAUGGACCAGGCAAAGCAGGAUCUGAGCCGUAAGGACAGCGAGCUGCUUGCUUUCAGGACCAAACUGGACACUCUGAACAAUCAGUUCUCUGACAGUAAACAGCAUGUGGACGUUCUCAAAGAGUCGCUCACUGCAAAGGAACAGAGAGCUGCCAUCCUCCAGACUGAGGUGGAUGCGCUGCGUCUGCGCUUAGAGGAAAAAGAAUCUCUCCUCUCUAAAAAGACAACACAGAUAUCAGAGCUGACAGAGGAGAAAAGCACUCAGCAGGGAGAGAUCACAGACCUCAAAGACAUGCUGGACGUCAAGGAGCGCAAAGUUAACGUGCUGCAGAAGAAGAUAGAGAACCUUCAGGAUCAGCUGAGGGACAAAGAGAAGCAGCUAGGCGGCCUGAAAGACAGAGUCAAGUCUUUACAGACGGACACCUCCAACACAGACACGGCACUGGGAACACUGGAGGAGGCCCUGGCUGAGAAGGAGCGAAUCAUCGAGCGGUUGAAGGAGCAGCGGGAGAGGGAGGACAGAGAGAAGGGGGAGGAGGUGGAGAUCAGCAAGAAGGAGCUGAAGGAGUUGAGGGAGAAAGUCUCGCAGCUGCAGGCUGACCUCUCUGACCGUGAGACUUCAGUGCUGGAUCUGAAGGAGAAGGCGUCCUCUCUGGCAUCCUCCACUCUGAAGAAGGACAACAGGCUGAAGAGUCUGGAGAUCAGCCUGGAGCAGAAGAGAGAGGAGUGCAUCAAACUGGAGAACCAACUCAAGAAGGCUCAGAAUGCAGCGACUGAUUCCCAGGCCACCACUGAACUCUCUGAACAGAUCUCCAGUCUGGAGCAGGAAGUCACCCGGCACAAAGAGGAUGCUGGGAAGGCUCAGUCCGAGGUGGAGCGACUCCUGGAUAUCCUGAGGGAGAUGGAGAACGAAAAGAACGACAAGGAGAAAAAGAUCCAUGAGUUAGAGAGAAGCCCCUCUGCUUCCCAUCUGUGGCGUUCUCAGCAGUCGCGAAAACAAGCCCCUCCCGCUGCUGCCUCUCAGCAGCCAAUGGGGGGGCUGGUGUGGGACUACCUGGGCACUCUUGCCUCAAGGCAGAUGAAGGACCAGUCGAAGAAGGUGGCCAACAUGAAGCACAAGGAGCAGAUCGAGAAGAACAAGAACGCCCAGCUGAUGGACGAGGCCAAGAAGAGGGAGGACAAUCUGAACGAGAGCUCCCAGCAGAUAAAGGACUCCCUCCGUCAGAAGGAGGAGCGCAUCGAGGAGCUGGAGGAGGCGCUGAGGGAAAGUGUUCAGAUCACGGCGGAGCGGGAGGUGGUGCUCGCCCAUGAGGAGCAGGGACGAACGCAGUCUGAGAAACAGGUGGAGGACCUGCUGGUCGCCAUGGAGAAAGUGAAGCAGGAACUGGAGGUGAUGAAAGCCAAGCUGUCAUCGACUCAGCUCUCACUGGCCGAGAAGGAAGGUCACCUGACCGCCCUGCGAGCCGAGAGGCGGAAACACCUGGAGGAGGUCCUGGAGAUGAAGCAAGAGGCACUGCUGGCAGCCAUAAGUGAGAAAGACGCCAACAUCGCCCUGCUGGAGCUCUCCUCCUCCAAGAAGAAGAAAACCCAGGAUGAGGUGGCAGCUCUGAAGAGGGAGAAGGACGGUCUGGUCCAUCAGCUCAAACAGCAGACGCAAAACCGCAUGAAGCUGAUGGCGAACAACUAUGAGGACGACCACCUGAAGGUCACCUCUCCAAACUCAGAGCUGCCCAACAAUCACAAGCCAUCCCCAGACCAGAUUCUCUCUCCUCUCCUGGAUCUCAAUCAGAAUCGCAGCAAACUGAAGCUGUACAUCAGUCACCUGACCUCACUGUGUCAGGAGCGAGACCCAAUCAUAUUGCAGGACUUUGCCCCGCCCCCUGCCUAUCACCGUUCUGACUCCGCCUCCUGGCAUACGCAGCUGCACAGCAUGACACAGGAACAGUUGGAGGCAGAGUUAGCACUGUGCGAGAGGGAGGGGGCGGAGCUCCAGGAGUACGCAAACCAGGUCCUGCAGCAGAUCGCAGACCGAUGCCCUGACAUUUUGGAACAAGUCGUGAACGCUCUGGAGGACAGCUGCUGACACACACACACACACACACACACACAAACACACACACACACACACACACACAAAAAAAAAGUUCCAUCACACAAACUUAGGAAGCACACACACACAUAAACAUGAUGUCCUGAUGUGUCACAGUGUGUUGGACAUGAGGAUUAAGACUUUCUCUUCCACCUGCACUCAUUUCAUUUGAAACAAAAAACGUCACGACUAAAAAAGAAUUGUGUUAUUGGUCCCUACCGUUUAGAUUAACAACAUGGGAAAUAUUGUUAAUAUUUUCAGUUCAAAGUGCUGUGUAGGCAUGCAGAUCUCUUGGAAUCAGUCGGCCAUCUUGGUUCCUCCCAGGCACUCAGAAGUUGGACGCAUCGUGAAUUCAUUUAUUUGAUGGAGGAAAAAGAUUUUCAAACUGUAUAAAAAGAAUGAAAGUGACUUUGAUCUUACCAGGUAGUUCCUGAUGCCAGACUUACACGCUGUUACCACAUUGUGAUUUGAUUGGUUCAGAUACAAAAGUGUGUUUAUUUCAGCUGCCUUUGAUUCUUUACAUCAUUUGCUGCUAUCGUUUUAAAGUUUCUUUUCUGUUUUCUGUCUGAUAUCUGAUGAAACCUCCCGACCUGCAGUUUCUCUCAGCAGUCAUCUCGGCAUCGUUGUGUAAAUUGUACAGCUCUCGUCAGGGGAACAUGAAACUUUCUCAUCCUUUUUUUUUCUUUUUUUUUUCCCUUAACUGAUGAAAGGCACAAAUCGCAAUACUCCCUUUAUGAAAAACACACCAGUGUAGAUGUUUCGUGUUUGUUUUUAACCUAAGAAGAACAGGAAAUGUUCAGUAAAUGUGUCCAUGCUUAAACUAGAGUUCAGAUUAUCCCCCACUUUCCGUUUUUUUGUGACAAUCCCGUUUGAGUUGAUGUGGAAGAAUCUGAACUUUCGGGUUGUUCUGUAUUCAAAUUUUCUUUGGGGGGAGGGAGGGAAUAAAAGUUAUAACUACAUAUUUUUUUGCCUUUGGUAAUAUAUAUAUAUAUAUAUAUAUAUAUAUAUAACACUUAUAUUGUUUAAUUGCAAAUAUUGUCAUGUAUUGGUUGUUAUGUUGCAUAAUGUGUCCACAGCAUUUCUAGUGUAAACUCAAAGUAACCACAGAGUCAGUCCAUUAACAGGAGGACUGUUAUAAGGAGCGUACAUUGCACCUACAUGCACUGGGUUAUUCUCAGACUCUUAUGUUGUUGGCAGUGGAAAUGACACUCUGAUGCAUGUUUCCAACAGUGCAGACGGCUUUAGCAUGAAUUAAACCGCUAACGGCACCGAGCACUACAGGGUCAGGCUGUUUCAGGUUCAGAUCAAAGCUCCUCCGGUGUUUAUGUUUUUAGCAGAGAUGGGAGUUAUGAACCUGCAUACAGAAGUGCAGGAUGGAGACGAAGCCUAAAGAUGAAACUUCAAACUGCAGACCCAGAUCUGAUUCCACCCUGUCAUGAGACGCUCUGAAGAGGCACUUUAACUGUGUUUUAAAUAAGUCACAUGGGUGUAAAUGAGGAGUUUCAAUCCAAAACAUUCUACCUUUUUCACCAAAUGUCACCUGUUUCCAGAUGCUUAAAGGUUUCAAUGAUCAUGAAAAUGAUCCCUGGAACAUCUCAAUGGUUCUCAUUUGGAAUGAAACUCCACCCAGUAUGAGCUUGUGUUUAAAAUCCAGUAUUUCAUUAUGUUAUGUUUUUUGCUGAUGCAGUUUUGUCACGGUGGGAAUGGUGAUGGCCUUCAACACUUUGUUGUGGAUUGAAAAUGGGAAUGAAGAGAAUGGAAUAAAAUAUGACAUAAUUGUUCAUUUUAUUGUGAAAA